CAAUAACUGACAAGGGCUGACGGGAAGAAGAAAAAAAAAACUCAUGCCGAUCCUCACUGAUCCAAAGUCUGUUUCAGAGUUGUCUGUGUGAUUGAAGAUUCACAAACAGAAACUGAUCCCAGGUCUGUGAGCACAUGAGGGUUCUCGUGUUUGCCAAAAAGGGAUGAGAACAAUUUCCAUUCCACUUGUGGAUCCACCAGGCAGCUACAGACACGAGAUAUAAACACAAGGUUCAGUCAGACCACAGGACAGUUUAGCAGCCCCCACUUCCUCAUCGAGAGCAAGUGAACACGAGUUUCCUGCAACGCCUCUGUGUCUCUGGUCAAUUAUUUUACUCACAUCACUCCGCUGCUGUUGAGCUGUGCUGCAUGGGAAAAGACCGGCUUCAUCUUCACCUGGACCAAGCUCUUCAGUCAUCAAAACUGCAUCCGUCUGGACAAAAACAAAGGACGCAAGAGUAGUUUGGUUAUUCAGAUGAAAGCUGUGAUGAUGUUUUCAAACAGUUAAAGUCGGUUGCGGGUUCAAGAUAUUCAGCCAUGCUGCAGCAGUCAGAGCUCAUCUUUGACUUUGCCAGUGAUCAUGUCAACAUGUCACAGUUGAUGGGUUACUCGGAUUACCCUGCGGUGAUUGUGGAACAGGUUCCCCUCCCACACCAGCUCUUGUAUGCAGGUUUAGCGUGUGAACAGAUACAGACAGAGCAGGACCACCAGCAGCUGCUCAAAGUGGAGCCAUGUGAAAGUGGAGAGGAAGAAACCAUGGAGACACUUGUUGCUGCUGACUCCCUUCUCAACAUGGACUGCCCUGACUCCCUCUCACUGGAGCAACACUACUCCCAGACCUUCCUGCCAUCACUGGGUGAUGUUAUCACUACGCCUGUUACCCAGGUGACCGUGUCAGCAGAGGGGAUUGUGGGAGCAUUUGACCAGCCACAAUGGCACUCGCUGCACACAGGGAAGCCUGUGUCACAGCUGCAGUCCAGAAAAAGAGGGAGAAAAGCUCGACAUAGAAGGGCAGAGUCUCCCACACCAGACAUCACAGUGAAAAAGGAUAAAUACAACAAAGGAGGAAACACACUGUACCUGUGGCAGUUCCUGAUGGAGUUGUUGCAGGACCGACAAGUCUGCCCCCGCUACAUUAAAUGGACAAAUGCCAACGCAGGAAUCUUCAAGCUGGUCAACUCUAAAGCAGUGGCCAGGCUGUGGGGCAAACACAAGAACAAGCCAGACAUGAAUUAUGAGACAAUGGGCCGAGCACUCAGGUACUACUACCAGAGAGGAAUAUUGAAUAAGGUUGAAGGCCAGCGUCUUGUCUACCAGUUCACCUCUCUGCCCAAAGACAUGAUUUAUAUCAUAGAUGGAGAAGGCACCAAAGAAGAAGAAGAUGACGAAAAUGACGACAUCAGUGGCCAUGACGAUGGUGUGAGCGAUAACUCUGAUGACAGCACGAUACCUUCCAGUGACCAGUCAGUCGAGGAGGAAGAUUCACACCCACCACAAAAGAAGAUGUUAACCUCCUCUGUCAGAGCCCCGGCCACCCAGCGGAGCAGACCUUCUCACAGACCCUCUGCCCAGAGGGACACCGUCCUGCGGCCCACCAACGCCAGCCUGAUCCAGGAGCAGCAUUUGCCCAUUGUGUCUGCUGAGAUGCUGCGGACCUUCCAGAAUUUGCAGAAGGUCCAGUCCCUGCAGCCUAGGGGUCACGCCUCCGUCUUUCAGACAGCUCAGCUGCUGGGGAGUCUGUGUGAGCAACAGGCUGCAGCAGAGGGCUCUGUGGAAGGUCAGGAUGAGACGUCACAGCCGGGACAGAAAACCUCACAGGUGGAGACUCCACAGCUGGUGCCGCUGACCAGCUCUGACCAAUGAAAAAAGACCAAAACCAACUACCCCCAAACACACACACAUACACACACAGACACUCCACUCACUCAGGACCAGUUACAGAGCCGAUCUUUGCUGUGGCUGCACACCAGGGUCUUUAUAUCGGAAGUCUGUAAAGCCUGAUUUACGCUCUUUUGUUGAAUCUAUGCAGAGCCUACGCUAAUCAUGCAACAUAUAAUUAAGUUGUUGAUUGAAGGAAAUUUAAAACAAAAUACUUUUGGCGGGAAAAAAAAUCUAUAUUUUUAUUGGUUCUAGUCCUUUAAUGUAAGGAUUAGCUACUUCUUGUCAGCUCAAUGGAAAGGCUUUGGGGUUUGAUCUGCUGGUUUCACAAACAAAGCAAGUAGAGUCAUCAUUUUGAGAUCUGGGACAUCGUGAUGAGCACUUAUACAUCUUUCUGACAAUUAAGGUUCCAAAUAAUUAUUCUAAUCAUCGUACAAACGUCUGUAACAUCAAAGCACCAGUGAGGAACUUUCAGUCUGUGUUGAAUUUGGUGGCACCUGUAGACAAGGCGGUAUGUCUUAUUUCUUUGCUUAUCUUGUCUUUUACAUACCGGUAUGUAGGGAGUGUUUUCUGACUUAAAUUUCAUCCUGCUGUUUUUCAACAGUCAAAUGUAAAACCCAUUGUUUCUUUGCAGUGGAAAAAGUAUUUAAAAAAAAAAAAAAAGGCUUUCUUCAGCCUUUUCUUAAAACUUGUCUGACACCUUCCCCUGGCUGCGGUUAUGUGGAUUAAGAAUAACUCUAUAGAAAUAGUCCAUCUUGUUGCAGACAGUCUCGUUUUCACAUGCAGCUCAAAAAAAGGGCAUCAAUAUAAGUCACAAGCAGUUAAAACCUCCACACAGGGUCUUUUUUUAAAAGUUAUUUUUGGGGACUUUUUACCAUUAUUAAAUACUUACACUGAAACGACUGCAACAUGGUAAAUAUGCACACAUUAUACACAUGUAAAUAUUAAGACUGGCCAUCACUAUUCAAGUUUUAGCUCCAUGUUGAAUCCUACAGACUAUGCCAGCUAUUAGAACGGUAAUUUCAAUACAGUUCCCUAUUUAGUUCUCAUGUGAAGCUGCCAAGUUGACCAGUGACGGUCAUAGAAGUCUGUGUUAUAGUUACAUCCCUCUUUAAGGUGUAGGCUGCUGCGUUGAUUCAACACAAAAGUGUAUAUGUAUCAGGACAAAGAAAAGGAGUAUUGAUCCAGGAUGAUUUUUUGAGAAGUUGUAGCAAAAGUCAUUCUAGAUCACUGCACCCCCCCGAUGUGUAAAUAAGCAGGAAAUUGACAAGAAACCAAAAUCUCAAACCGUUUACUUUCUAAGGCAGACUUUAAAAGCUCUUGUCCUUUAUCUCAGCCUUAAGUUCUCUACUGCCAUUAACUAAACACCAAAGAGGACAGACAUGCACUGGAACCUACUGCCUCACUGCACCUUCUGCAGACACUCCCUCUGCCUGCACUUCACCCCCAGCGUCGUGAAGCGAAUCUUUCUGCUCACCACACUGUGCCCUUGUUUUCUCUGCCCUCACUCUCGCGGUCUCCCACUCUGUAUCUCUGUUUUACCAUCGCACGCUGAAUCAUUCCUCUGCCUUGAAAACAGCUUUGCACUAAUGUUUACCUCUGCUGUAUGUUUCUUCUCUUAAGUGCCUGAAGCUGUCAUCCAUCCUGUCCCUGCUUCCUCUGUGUCUGUAAUCAUGAGGUUAUUGAGGGAAAACAUUCCAUAUUAUUACUGUUUUUUUUAUUUGUUCGGAUUACUGAAUAUGUUUGUGUUGUGAAAUGUUGAAAACAAGGGAUCACUGUUCUUUUUAAAUAGUACUUUGGCACUGCUGCUGUUGUUUAUAGUUUGUGUUUCUACACAGUGGACCUGUCUUUUGUUGACAAUCACCAGUGAAUUUGGUUUUGUAGCCUUUUAUUGAGCUACUGUCGAGUAUAUUCCUUCUAUUUAGCCUCUCUGCUAUGCACACAAUCUGUUCAGUUAUGACACAUGUAUAAAUGCAUAUAUGGACCUCUGAAGCCUUGAUAUCUCUAUGUGUUGUGUGUUAUAUACUGGUUAUCUGUGAUCAUGCUUGACUUUGUGCCUUAUUGCCAUUUUCUCCCUCAGGUUUGUAAAAAUGUUGUCGUCUACUAUAUGCAAGGCUGAAAACAGCUUUUCUUCUAUAAUGAAGUCGUGCUAGCUUAGUUAUGUUAGCUUAGCCUCACAAAUCCAGCCCAAAGAGCUCACCUCACUCCAAAAGAAGACUGUGCCUGUAUGAUUUAGGCUGGCUUUUGUGACGCUAAACUUUAAGAUUUGUGCCUUUACAUUGGAGCCCUAUGAAAAACUGAUUUCACUUCACUCCAGAGUAAGCCCUUUUUUUUUCCACUCCUCUCACUUUGCAUCCUCUGGAGGUCUCUUGAUACUGUAAGUUUUGCUGAUAUGGAUUUGUAAAUGUGAAGCAGAUGGAGAGGUGGACUUUCUGUUGCUUUAUUUUGGUCUGUUUGCUUUUGUGCAGUCUGGAAAUAUUAAAAAAGACAUGAAAUGGUCAAUAUAUAAGAAAUAAACUUAAUUUUAUCA
Molecule: messenger RNA, 4407 nt
Organism: Labrus mixtus (cuckoo wrasse)
Lineage: Eukaryota; Metazoa; Chordata; Actinopteri; Labriformes; Labridae
Product: ETS-related transcription factor Elf-1-like
Exons: 8
Coding region: 537-1862 (441 amino acids)
Biological process (GO): regulation of transcription by RNA polymerase II; cell differentiation
Cellular component (GO): nucleus
Molecular function (GO): DNA-binding transcription factor activity, RNA polymerase II-specific; sequence-specific DNA binding
Source: RefSeq, a predicted model, not a curated record